Liolophura sinensis is the source of this 4895-nucleotide messenger RNA. RefSeq names its product RNA helicase aquarius-like. Bases 111 to 4562 code for a protein of 1483 amino acids. Gene Ontology annotation, cellular component: catalytic step 2 spliceosome. The record is from RefSeq and is a predicted model, not a curated record. Lineage: Eukaryota; Metazoa; Mollusca; Polyplacophora; Chitonida; Chitonidae. The transcript is spliced from 39 exons. Gene Ontology annotation, molecular function: mRNA binding; helicase activity. Gene Ontology annotation, biological process: mRNA splicing, via spliceosome.
AUAAUGUAAAAACGACAUGCCGACGUUUGUGAAAGUAAAGAAUACUUGAUUAAAUAUCAGGUUUUUGUAAAGCCUAAGGUCAUUUUGGUGACCUUAACACAGUGUUCAUUAUGGUCAAUCCAAAGAAGGGUGUUCCAACUGUGGAACAGAUUCAGUCUGAUGUCAUCACUCAGCUGGCAGAGCAGUUUUGGUCUCCACGUCUACAGGCAACUGGAACUGCUAGCAAAUUUAAACCAGUGGUGGUGGAAGAUAUUUACAAGAAAGAAAUUCUUCAGACAAAGUUUUCCACUAGAAGGGUGAUGAUGUUGGAAUUUAGCCAGUACCUAGAGAGUUACCUGUGGCCUAAUUAUAGAGAAGGACAGGCAACAUACUCUCACAUGUUAUCCAUUGUGUGUAUGAUCAAUGAGAAGUUUAGGGAGCGGGUGCCUGCUUGGGAGGUGUUUAAAUCUGCUCCGACCAGCUUUCCAGCUUUCUUCAGACAAGUAUUGAAAGCCAGUUUGGACGACAGCCUAUCCUUGCGGGAACACACUGUUCUGUUACGGUUCAUUGUUCACUGUUUCAACAGUUUGGAAGUUGACCUAAUCAGAGAACAAGUUCAGAGGCUGGUCUCACUUCCCAUUUGGGCAAACAUAUUACCAGCUAGGAGAGAUGAAAUCUUUAAAGCUCAUCCGAAAUAUAAGAAGUUUUGGAAUCUAAUCAAGAAAAAUGACAAAAAGCUGGAUGAAGUCGCUUUAAAAAAGCUCCAGUUUGAGAGGAGAUUCUUUGCUCAACUUAUUGACAAAUUUUUCAACAUCUUGAGUCAGAUCCCUGCUAAAGGAGAAGUGGGCUGGGACAAAGUGCACUACUGUGAGCGCUUCAUCGAACUGAUGACAGACCUGGAGGCACAGUUACCCACCCGCAGGUUCUUCAACAUCGUCAUGGACAACGCUCAUGUUGUCGUCAGAAGUCGCCUCUCCAAACUUUUCAAGAGGAAAGAAGGAAAACUGUUCAAAGAGUUACUGGAAAUGCUGCAGUUCUAUGCUGGCUUUGAGAUCAAUGAUCAGACAGGGGAGGCUCUAACUGACCAUGAGAUGACCGACAUUCACUAUGAUCGCAUCACCUCGCUACAGAAGGCAGCAUUCAAACAUUUUCCAGAGCUGUACAAGUUUUCCCUGUCUAAUGUGGCUAACAUAGAUACUAGAGAAUCGCUUACAAAGCAUUUUACCCCAUUAAGCAAUCGGAAGCUCCAUGAAAUUGCUGCCUAUCUGAACUUGUUACCCCACCCUGAGGAGGGAAAGGAUAAUGUGUAUGAGACAGACUUCCUUCUGGAGCUCCUGGUAUCUCGCCAUGAGCGUCGCCCUUCACAACUCCAGGCCCUUAACGAGAUGCCACUCUACCCCACAGAGCAGAUCAUUUGGGACGAAAACAUUGUCCCCACAGAGUACUACUCUGGAGAAGAUUGCCUGGCCUUACCCAAACUGAACCUUCAGUUUUUGACCCUCCAUGAUUAUUUGUUGAGAAACUUCAACCUAUUUCGUUUGGAAUCCACAUAUGAGAUCAGGCAGGAUGUGGAGGAUGCUAUCAGCAGGAUGAAGCCUUGGAGAGCGGAGGACGGGAACUGUAUAUUUGGAGGCUGGGCUCGUAUGGCUUUACCACUCACAGGAUUCAGUGUUGUGGAGGUGGCCAAGCCUAAUGUUGGCGAGAACCAUCCAGCCCGUGUCAGAGCUGAUGUCACCGUGACCCUUAACCUCCGGCCGGGCAUCAAGAAUGAGUGGGAAUCCAUGAGGAAGCAUGACGUGGCAUUUCUGAUCAGUCUGCGGCCUAGCACUCCCAUAGGCACUAACUACGACUACAGUAAACCCUUCAUCCCGCAGGUGGGGCUGGCCUAUGUGAGGGGCUGUGAGAUAGAGGGCAUGCUGGACGAGAAUGGCAAGGUCAUAGAGGAAGGCCCUGAUCCCAAACCUGAGCUGAAGGGAGAGAUUCGUACGUACAGAGUAUGGUUAGACCCUAACCAGUAUCAGCAGGACAUGACCAACACCGUCAAUGGGGCAGAGGAUGUUUAUGAGACAUUCAAUGUUAUCCUGAGACGUAAACCCAAGGAGAAUAAUUUCAAAGCUGUUUUGGAGACGAUUCGUGACCUGAUGAAUACAGAGUGUGUUGUCCCUGACUGGCUCCAUGACAUCAUCCUUGGUUACGGAGAUCCCGGUGCUGCACAUUAUUCCAAAAUGGAAGGUCAAAUCCACAAGCUGGACUGGAAUGACACUUUCCUGUCCAUAGACCACUUGGAAGCAAGUUUUCCUGAUUACAGGAUUAAACUUUUAGAAGAGGAGAGAAGGAAAAACAGGCCGCCAUUCAGACUGACUUUUCCGCCAAAUCGUCCCAAUUUGAAGAGGAAGGACAGUGAAGUAGACAGUGAGGAAGAGAAGUCUAUAGAAGUCGAACCUCACAUUAUACCUAACAGAGGACCGUACCCUUACAGUAGGCCUAAAGUGAACUCUAUCCUGUUUACCCCCACCCAGGUAGAGGCUAUAAGGGCAGGAAUGCAGCAUGGCCUCACCCUUGUGGUGGGACCCCCAGGGACAGGAAAGACAGAUGUGGCUGUACAGAUCAUCUCCAACAUUUACCACAACUUCCCAGAGCAAAGAACGUUGAUUGUUACCCAUUCUAACCAGGCUCUGAAUCAGCUGUUUGAGAAGAUCAUGGCCUUGGAUGUGGAUGAGCGACAUCUGCUGAGAAUGGGUCAUGGUGAGGAGGCCCUAGAAACUGAGAAAGAUUUCAGCAGAUACGGACGUGUGAAUUAUGUGUUAGCUCAGCGACUUGAGUUGUUACAGGAAGUGGCAAGGCUUCAAAGCAGUCUGGGAGUACAAGGAGAUGUCUCAUACACAUGCGAGACAGCUGGACAUUUUUACCUGUAUCAGGUAUUUUCUAGAUGGGAGGAAUUCAUCAGCAAAGUCAAAGUAAAGCCAGGAGAGGUUGUUGAUGUGAAGACGGUGAAGGAGUUGUUUCCCUUUACAAAGUUCUUUGAGACUGCUCCACAACCAUUGUUUAAAGGGAAAUCCUAUGAGGAAGAUCUGGACACAGCUGAAGGAUGCUUCAGACACAUCAAAAGGAUAUUCACACAGCUUGAGGAGUUUCGUGCAUUUGAACUGCUACGUAGCGGUGCUGAUCGCUCCAAGUACCUGCUGAUCAAGGAGGCAAAGAUCAUUGCCAUGACCUGUACCCAUGCUGCUCUGAAGAGGAGAGACCUGGUCGAGGCAGGAUUCAAGUAUGACAACAUCUUAAUGGAGGAAUCUGCGCAGAUCCUGGAGAUUGAAACUUUCAUUCCUUUGCUUCUACAGAACCCCGAGGAUGGCUUUAGUCGUCUGAAACGCUGGAUCAUGAUUGGAGAUCACCACCAACUGCCACCUGUCAUCAAAAACAUGGCUUUUCAGAAGUUCUCCAACAUGGAGCAGUCUCUGUUCACACGCUGUGUGCGCCUGGGGGUGCCCACCGUUGAUCUGGACGCUCAAGGAAGAGCCCGCAGCAGUUUGGCUAACCUGUACAACUGGCGGUACAAGCGGCUGGGCAAUCUGCCUCACGUCAUGCUCUGGCCGGAGUUCCAGCUGGCCAAUCCAGGCUUUGCUCAUGACUUCCAGUUGAUUGAUGUCCAGGACUUCAACGGUGUAGGGGAGAGUGAACCUAACCCUUACUUCUAUCAGAACUUAGCAGAAGCUGAGUAUGUUGUGGGCGUGUUUAUGUACAUGAGACUUCUUGGCUACCCCGCUGAGAAGAUCUCCAUCCUGACAACGUAUAACGGCCAGAAGCAUCUUAUACGAGACGUCAUCGCACAGAGGUGUGGCUACAAUCCGUUCAUUGGUCGACCCAGUAAGGUUACAACUGUGGACAGGUAUCAGGGUCAGCAGAAUGACUACAUCCUCUUGUCAUUGGUCAGAACCAGGGCUGUGGGACAUCUCAGAGAUGUAAGGAGGUUGAUAGUCGCCAUGUCCAGAGCUCGUCUUGGACUCUACAUCUUCGCCAGAGUUAGUCUAUUCCAGAACUGCUUUGAGUUGACACCAGCAUUUAAUCAGCUCGUCACGCGACCACUCAAGCUGUGUCUGCUGCCAAAUGAGGUCUAUCCACCUGUGAGAAAGGUUGAUGACACGCGGCACAUGCGCCCCCUGGUGGUAGAGGAUAUGCCACACAUGGCUCAGUUUGUGUAUGAGAUGUAUCAGAGGCAGCUCCACACUAUGAUGACAACACGAGGAUUUGACCGACCAUUUUACCUGAAGCAACCUCCAGUAGAGCAGCUGACCAUGCCAGGGGAUCAGACUGAGGUACCUAUGGAGAUCACCCCCAAGCCUGCCCCACCAAAGAAAGCUUACACUGUGACGGUCACAGAAGUAGGUGCUGGGGACACCAGUAAGGAGCCUGGAUCAGGGGAGGUAACUCCGGAUGCAGGGACACUGAAAAUGGAACGGCAUCCUGGUGCUUCUGAUACCGAGGAUGAGGAUUCUGGGAAAGAGGACGAAGACAGCAAAAUGGAGGGAGUGGAAGAUGGUGCUGAGGGAAGUAAUCAGGUCAAAGGAGAACCUGAGAAUGCUUGACAAAAAAGUGUGGCAAAGAUGAUGUACUGCUGAAUACCAAGUAUUUUGAAGAAAAUUUUGUUUCACAGAUUUCAUUGUGCAAGGAGAGUGUAGAAAGUUGCAUUUUUGUGUCUUCAGGUAGAACUAGCCUGAUAUGACAUUUACACUGAUCACUUGGAUGUUUCAGAGAACAUACAUAUUACUAACAAAGGUAAAACCAGCCUCUUUUUCAUACAUUUGUGUAAAUGGACUUGAAAUUUCCCAAGCUCAUGUUCAUCAUUAUGUAUAUCGUGAUUCAUUCUUUGUUGUGUAUAUAAUUAAACAUAAUAAAAAGGUAUUACAUAUAAAAACUGA